AUGUCGCUGCUCAAAGUUUCUCUGUGGACUCUCCUCCUAGGAGUCGCUGCGGCCCAGCCAGGCGGCCCCUUUAUCCGCCAGCUCACCCUCGAGCUGGGCAUCAAAACACACAUCUACUAUGGCCUCUCGGGGAGGAGGCUGGAGAGAUUACCCCUUCGGGGCCAUCCACCGAGGAUAGUGCUCCAGGGAAACACCAGCGAGCAGCUGAAGACCCGCCACGAUGCGCCAGUGCUCGUCGUAACCCCACUGGAAACCCAUCUGGCUGCCAAUCUGGAAGCUCUGAGGGUGCUGCAAGUGUAUCUCCAGGAUCGGCAGUUCAAUGACAUCCUGCUCAUGGAUGUGGACCGCCAUCCGCAGAGCGAAACCAUCUAUCGGGACCUUUUCAAGGCCUAUUGGGACGCGGGAUUCGCCCAGGUUCUGCUGUGCUCCCGUGAGGACCGACUCUGGACAAUGAAACCCUUUCCCCGGGUGACAAUCAGCCGCACAACCCUGCGGGAAUAUCUCACCGAGCGAAGCAGCAAAGACCUGAAGGGCUAUCCUGUGCGAGUCCUCGUCACCAACGAUCCACCGCAUUCAUUUGUCAGCGAGCAGCAGUCGGUGGCCUCUGGGGGCCGCUACCAGGGGAGCGUGAUCAACAGCUUCAAGCUGUUUGCCGCGCACUUGAAUGCCACCUUCGAGGCGGUGCCCUUUCCCGAGCUGCGGCGCUACUCCACGCGGGAGUGCCUCGAGCUGGUGGCGUCCAACGAGGCGGAUGCCUGCGGCAGCAUCUUCGUGAUGACCUUGCGCUACCCCACCAGCCAGCCGGUGCGUCUGAACCGCGUGGCCAUCAUGGCGCCCUUCGGCAAUCCCAUCGAGAAGUUCCGCUACUUCUUUCGACCCUUCGACCCCCCCGUCUGGCUCUGGACGGGCCUCAGUGUGGCCUACGUGGCGCUGCUGGGGGCCCUGCUGCAUCGGUGGCGCUUCGGCCGCUGGGAUGUGGGCCAGUACCUCCUGCUGGCCGUCCAGAGUUUGCUGACCCUCAGCCUCGCACUGCCGCAGGGAGGCUCCGGUGGCGUCCGGCUGCUGCUGCUGCUGCUGCUCUUCGCCACGGGCUUCGUCCUGUCCAGCCUGUACGUGGCCCAGCUGUCGACGAUGCUCACCACGAAGCUUUACCAGCGGCCCAUCGACUCCGUGGCGGACCUGAAGGCCGCCAACGUCAGCAUCCUGCUGCAGCAGCACAACCUCCGGCCCAACUCCGUGUACGGCAGCUCCGAGGCGCUGCGCGAGCGCUUCCUCCUCGCGGAGGAGUCCCUGCACAAGCAACGCCGCGACGGCCUGGACCCCCGCUUCGCCUACGUGGACUCCGAGGACCGCAUGGACUUCUACCUCUACCAGCAGAGGUUCCUGCGCAGGCCGCGCAUGAAGAAGCUCUUCGAGCCGGUCGGCUACACCUGGGCCGUGCAGGUGAUCCGCCAGAACUGGCCGCUGGAGCGCCCGUACAACGAGCACCUGCAGCGGCUCUUCGAGACGGGGCUGCAGGCGAAGCUCGUGCGGGAGGUCCACGAGCUGGCGGUGCGCGCCGGCUUCCUGAGGUUCCUCCCCACCCAGGAGGCCGGCAUCGAGCCGCUGCGCCUCGAGGACAUUGCGAUGGCGGCCAUGGUCCUGGCCGGGGGCCACGCCCUCGCCGGGAUCUGCUUCCUGUGCGAACUGCUGGCCGCCUCAAUUAAGCGAAUGGCAGGGCAAUAA
Molecule: messenger RNA, 1725 nt
Organism: Drosophila pseudoobscura
Lineage: Eukaryota; Metazoa; Arthropoda; Insecta; Diptera; Drosophilidae
Gene: Ir48c
Product: Ionotropic receptor 48c
Exons: 1
Coding region: 1-1725 (574 amino acids)
Source: RefSeq, a predicted model, not a curated record